AUGUCCACCCCGCCCCCGCUCUCGAGCUCCAGCAGCUCGACCAAUUCCCCCUCCCCGACCACUCCCCUCACCGAACUGAAAGCGGACCCCAGCGAGACGCUCGAGUACCUCCUCCAGACCAUGGCGCACGCGCAUGCCCAGGCACAGCAGGCACCGUCCCAGCACGGCUCCGACUCGUCCUUCGAGGCCAGCAACGAAACCGACUGGACACAGCUCUCUGCGUGGGCCCAGCCGCAGGAGCAGAAGUUUGACCUCAACUCGGACUUCAACUUCUCCCUUCCCAUGGAUCUUGACUUCGACCAGAACAUGGCUGUCGACCCUAGUGCGCUGCACUUCACCACCAUCUUCGACCACUCUGCCUUCGCCGUGCCCCCCGCGGAAGGUGCAUACCUUAUGAACAACGAGAUGGUGCCGAGCAACCAGAUGCUCUUCCCCCAAGCCGAGGAAUCCUCCUGGCCCUCAUCUCAUGUCGAAUCGCAUACAGGGCGGAGACUGAGUGUUACCUCGUCCUCGUCGUCCUCCGGCGCGUCGUUAUCACCCGUAAUGGAGCCGUCAUUCCCGAUGUCAGGGUCACCCCCCUCCGAAGUUAUCUUGGGCGACCCGGCGUCUGAGCUUGCCCAGCGCGUCCGCCAGAUGGCCGGCGUGACCCUCGCCGUCCCUGUCAGCGCUCAAGUCCAGCAGCUCGCCGCCGCGAGUGGUCAGGUCAAGCUUCCCAUCCCGCGUCUGAAGCAACAGCCCGCACCUGCCCCCGCGCCUAAGCGCAGCCCGAAGCUUUCGCCCCAACCUGAACCGGAGACCUCGGCCUCUUCGAGCCCCUCAUCAGAGCAGGCACAGUCGCCUUCAGCCUCCUCAGCUUCAGACACUUCCCUUGCCCCACCGACACAGACUGUCAUUGGAAGACCGAAGACGAGCCAUACUACCAUCGAACGGCGGUAUCGUACCAACCUCAAUGCGCGCAUCACGGGCCUUAAGCAGUCGGUGCCUGCUCUGCGGGUACUGGAGCUCAAGGCUGGCGAACCGAGCCCCUACGACGACGUUGUUGACACGCGCGGGUUCGUCGAUGGUGUCAAGGUUGCGCGAAAGAUGAGUAAGGCCAACAUCCUCGGCAAAGCCACUGAGUACAUUCGGCAAGUGGUGCUCAAAAAGCGCGAAGGACGUCUGAAGCGUGAGCAAGACGGCCUGAAGUCCUUGGUCAGCGGUCUCGUCGGCGGUCCCGCCCUCCUUAAAGAGUGGGAACGUGAGUGGCGAGAGCGCUUUGGUGGCGAGGAGAAGGACGAGAUCGAAGACGACGACGCCGAAAGUGACGACGAUGGCGACGACAGCGAUGGUGAGGACGACGAAGGCCGUGCACGCAAGAAGGCAAAGGUCGUGAAGCCUGCCAAGAAGGAGAAGCCGUACAGGCCGCCUCCGCCGCCACCUGUUCCAGGCGUCCCUGGUGCGGUACCCGAGAAGCGCAAGCGUGGCCGCCCACGCAAGGUCCCUCUUCCAGCUCCGGUUGCACCGACGGAAGCCCCACCCAUGGCUGCAUCUCAACAAGCGAGUAUGUCCACUGUGUUCUCGGCAGAACGCCCCGUGCAAGACCCGUACAUGCAACAGGCACAACAGAGCCAGCAGCCCCAGCAGUACCUCCUCGCAGUCUUUGCAUUCUUCUCGGUGUUCAACUCCCCUUUGACCUCCUCACACCGCUCACACGCCGCGCCACAUUCACAUACCCACCACGGCGCGGUCCUCACCGCGCACUCGCCUACUGAGACUCAGAUCCCCAUUCCCGUCACUUCUGGGUAUGGCUUGCACGAGGCGGUCCAGGUCGCACAUCUGGUCGUAUCUGCGUUGGUCUUCUUCUAUGUGCUUGUCCCCUGGUUGUCUGCUGCUUCACGGCAAAGUGGACAGCUCGCACGGAUAUCCUCGCUAUUCUCUCGCUCGGAGAAGGAGGUUUCCGCGAGCUCGUACGCCGACGUCAAGCGUAAGGCAUCGGCCCGUGUUACACUUGCCACUGCUCUCUCCCCUGCCGCGCGUGGGUCCGCAGACGAGCCCGUGCAACUGCGCGCGGCGCUGGGUGUGACCACCGGCAUGCUCGGCCUCCUCCAGAGCGCCAUGAAGGCUGUCCGGAAGGACCGUGGCAUCGAGCUCAACCAGCUCGAGCAGCGUGCCUGGGUUCGUCUCGGCGAGCUGAUUGCGUUCGACAGUGCUGUGGGAAACACCACCCGUUUGCAGACGUUCUGGUGCAUGUUCCGGCACAUCUCUCCCUUCGCGGCCUCUACCACCGAUCUCUCCACGCUCGCCCUCAUCAUCCGCCCCGUGUUCGCCUCGAAGGCCGGUGAGCUGUGGGAACGUGCGCGUCAGCGCGAGUUCCUCCGUGCCCAUGAGAAGAUCGUGCUCAACAACAUGACGGUCGAGGGUGCUGCUGACUGGCUUGCGAAGUGGCGGCAGUGGCACGACACAGAGCGCAAGGGACGCUGCACCGCGUGCGAGAAGCGUACCCCCCUUGGCAUUCUUGCUGCAAUCCUCAUUCGUGAACGUCUACGGAAGCACGCCGCAUCGCUGUUCGUCCGCACCGUCGUCCGCGCCGAAGACGCUUCCCGUCGUGCGAACCUCGCCUUCGAGAGCGACGACGAGAGUGACGAUGCCACCUACAAGUACAACGUGGAGCGCGACUACCAGGAGGAGCAGGAGCGCAAGGAGACCGUCGAGGCCGGCAAGUCCAUCGGCGGCCGCACCGCGGAGCUCGCCAUGCUCCUCGAGCGCACCUGGAACACAGGCUUCCACACUGCAGACGACGGACUCCCCCUGGCUGCUCGGCGCCGCGCAGGUAGCAACCCGGAUGUCGACGCGGACUGCGAGGACGCAGCAGACCUCGCGAGCCAGGACGAGGCGGAGAUCCGUGCGCUGCUCACCGCGACGCUCAUCUACCGCCGCAUCUUCCCAUCUGCGAUCCCCGCGGCCGCUGGGUUCGUGCUCUCGCCGCCCCCGUCACCGAGCCGGCGCAACGCGCAGCUGCACAUGGCGCUGCGUACGGCGCUCGGCUCGGCCGCGUUCGAGUACGGCGCAGACGGGCGGCUGGAGGACGCGGAGCUCGGCGCGGCGCUUGAGGAUGCGCGGGACCGCGUCGUGGACAUGCUGGUGGACUUUGACAAGGCAUGUCGACGCGGCGGGCGGUCGUUCGACUGAGCCUAUGAUACCUAUGGAGCAGCUGUAUUGAUGGGUACUGGUAUAUGAGUAUGAGCAGGCUAUGGUACCGCCACCGCGCACGAUCGACGCGGUGGGUUUAUAAUUGACUAUUCACAGUCUGUAGAGCCGCUAGCUAGCUGUGGCGCCGUGAAGUUGUACAUACGAGCUCCUCAUCUCUUGUUUUGUUCCUCGUGAUUUAUAGCCACUUCUAUUGACUCCUUCUCACUUCCGUCUGUUGCAUGUACGAUAUGGUUUUGGAAAGCGCGAAUGACAGCAACUGACAAAACUCUCCAGUCC
Molecule: messenger RNA, 3465 nt
Organism: Trametes versicolor FP-101664 SS1
Lineage: Eukaryota; Fungi; Basidiomycota; Agaricomycetes; Polyporales; Polyporaceae
Exons: 3
Coding region: 1-3168 (1055 amino acids)
Molecular function (GO): protein dimerization activity
Source: RefSeq, a predicted model, not a curated record